Messenger RNA from Pelagomonas calceolata, 1420 nucleotides. Lineage: Eukaryota; Pelagophyceae; Pelagomonadales; Pelagomonadaceae. The record is from the annotation of a GenBank genome assembly.
CCGGAUCGAGAGAUUGGCUGCCGUCCCGCGCCCGUCGACGACGUAUUCACAUCGUUGGAGGCGCGAAAGUAGCCAUCCGCACUGCAUAAAUCAGCAGCCAACGUUCGCCGCCGCCGCAGCAGCUCUCAGUAGAGAGAGAGCAAAAACAAGAGAGCAGCCCACAAAUAGAUGCAAUUCAUCCGCCAGUGCUUCGGCAUGUCAAAGAAAGUACCACAAAGAAUCGUGGACCCGCACCACCACUUCUACACGCCGUCCGUGGAAGCGGGCCCCGGCGGCCACUCCGGAUUUUUAAGAAAGCUGGGCGCGCCCGACUACCCGCCGGAGGAGUACGUCAAGGACAAAUCACAAUUGAACAUUGUGAAGAGCGUCCACGUCGAGGCGCUGCCCGACGACGGUGUGGCCGAGGCCGCGUGGGUCGCGUCGCUGAUCAAGGAGGGAAGGGCCCCGACGGUCAAGGCCAUCGUGGGCAAGGUAGAUCUGGCGGCGCCCGACGCUGCACAAAAACUCGAAGCGCUCGUGAAAACAUCAGACUUAGUGAAAGGCGUGCGCUACAUCAUCGAUUACGACGGCCCGUGGGGAGAAGACAACGGGACGCACCCCGAGGUGUCGCGCCACGGCAAGGACUACUUGCGGGGGCCCGAGGCUUCGGACUUCGAGCGCGGCUUCUCCUUAUUAGCUAAACAUGGCCUCUCGUACGACCCUGCGUGGAAAUCAACCAGUGCGAUUUCUCGGCGAUGGCGCGGCCGUCCUGGCUCGGUCGAGCGGCGAGGAACGAGCACCACCACGCCAUCGAGCAGGCGUCGCGUCGAUGGCGUGGAGGACGACGCGACGAUGAACGCACCGUAAACUUUUGAUUUCCACACAGGUACGACCUGCAGUGCGCGCCGGCGCAGCUGCCGGCGGCCGCGGCUUUAUUAGCGCGCCACCCCGACAUUCCCGUCGUGCUCGACCACGCGGGGAAAGUAAGGAAGUUGGAUGGUGGCAGCGCGGACGCCGCGAAAAUUGAAGCGUGGCGGGCGGGCGUCACGCAGCUCGCGAAGCUCCCCCAGGUCCGCGUCAAGCUGUCCAUGCUCGGCUUCCUCGUGCCCGGCUGGACCGACGACGCGGCCAAGGAGGCAAUCGUGGUCGGGCUCGUCAAGGAGCUGCUGGCGCUCUUCGGGCCGGAGCGCUGCAUGUUCGCGUCGAACUGGCACGGGUCGGGGGCGUCGUCGAACGCGGACUACUGCGACGAGUGCCAGCCGACGAUGACGGAGCUCUACGAAAAGUUCCAGGGCUGGUGCGACGGGCCGCUCGGCUUGGACGCGGAGGCGCAGGCUAUGGUGUUUGCGGGGACGGCGGAGGCGUUCUACCGCAUCUAGGUAGUGCCCUCGUAAUGUGCCCGUGAAUUGCGUCGCGUCGACGGCGUCGGGGCCUACGAGCU